AUGACGGAGACUUUACGCGUCGAUCAUCCUCUACGGGCCAAUUUCAUCACGGAUUUGUGGCGAUGCUUGGGAGGACAUCUGCGUGUGAAGACUUCCAGGGGUGUAACCGUCGAAUCAACUCGCCUGAGUAACAUACUGGAAGAAGCCGAAAGUACCAGCCCGUCUUCAUCAGCUACUUCUAAUGGAUCUGCAACGACCAAGUCGAACGCUUUUAUCACGGAUAGGCUGAGUGGAGAUGCCAGAUUCUUGCUUUUUGCCGGUGGAUUGGCUCGACCGGUGAAGGGUGUGCAGGCGGUGGAAGGAUUACAUAUAUCUCUCGUUCGCGCAAAUAUAACGUACGACAAUGAGGAUGGAAUCUUGGAGGUUGUGCCGACAGAAGCGACGAAGCUGCCUCCAUGCCCUGCUGACGUAACUGCAUGGAAUCACUACUCCACAUACACAGAAGGGAUAGAGUACGGCUCAUUCACAGUUGAAAGCCACUGCUCGGAGCAUAUGACACGAUUAUUAAGCGAAUACGCGUUCAACGAGGGGAAUGGGAAUACCAUGUCGGCACCGCAGAUAGGACCGCUUGAUGCCGUGCUCUACGUUCUGUGGCAUUGGGCUAGUGAGUCCACCAACAAAGCAGCCAUCAGCCAUCUGUCUACUAUUAACGAAGACGUGGCCAACUGUUUUUCACAUGAGAACGUGAAGCGCCAUUUUGGCAGCAUGCUAAUACCCCAGAGCCACCACAUUCUCGAAGGGCCGCUUCUAGAUUACCUAAAGUCGGACAACAUGAGCAUGCCGCCAUGUAUCGACCAAAUAACGUACAACGAUGUAGAAUCGGGUAGCGAUUUCGAUGGAUAUGAGUCGAUGUCUGAUUCUGACACCAAUUACGACUGGUCAGCAGUGGAGCCAUUCGUGGAAACGCUUAAGGCGUUGAUUGCCAAAUAUCAAUCGGUAGUUCCCAGCAUUAACGGUGUGUUUCUAGACGAUGCGCUCUGGGUGGCCAAUAUGAACAUUGAAUGCACAUCCCCCAGGGAGGUCUUGUUACUGUUGAAGUCUUCCACCUGUUGGCAAGAACUGGUAGGAUCAAAAGGGUAUUUGACCAUAUACCCGGGCAUAUACUUUCGAGGAAGGCUGCAAUUGAGAUGUUUCGUGUUUAAAAAUGAGCUUGUGUGUGUGGAGCAGAUCUUCGUGAAUGAGAACUUCGGCUUUCUGGCGAAAGACGCACAGUCCCUAGUGGGAUCUUUGAAGUCUUACUCACCCCGUAUAAUGGAAGUUUUAAACAAAGCAGGGGUUCAGAGCGCCAUAUUUGACGUAACGGUAUCCACGAAAAAUGGCGAAAUAGAAAUGCUAAACAUUUACCGGUUUGGGUCUUUACCAAACGGCCUGCUGCAGCUAGAGGACAUCUAUCACUUCUACUACACGGGUAAAAGCGACGGUUUGAAACCGCCGGAGCUCGCCGAUAUGGCCGUGGUAGAUGGAGUGCUCGUUGUGUUCGUGGGCGCCAACUCCAGCAGACUGAAUAAGCACGCGUGGUGCCCCAAAGAUAUAGGCAAUCUGAGCUUCAACACGCACGAGGACCUCAUCGACUAUCUACGCUUCCAAACACAAGAAAUGUAG
Messenger RNA from Babesia ovata, 1602 nucleotides. RefSeq names its product Cell division cycle 123. Bases 1 to 1602 code for a protein of 533 amino acids. The transcript has 3 exons. The record is from RefSeq and is a predicted model, not a curated record. NCBI's taxonomy places the organism in Eukaryota, Apicomplexa, Aconoidasida, Piroplasmida, Babesiidae. Gene Ontology annotation, cellular component: cytoplasm.